Molecule: messenger RNA, 12487 nt
Organism: Amoebophrya sp. A25
Lineage: Eukaryota; Dinophyceae; Syndiniales; Amoebophryaceae
Source: the annotation of a GenBank genome assembly
GAAAAUUUAGAAAAAGGGUGCGAAGUUCUAGUAAAUAUCUGUGACAGCCUUGUGCUAAGCGCGGCUGCAAGUCCGUGUCUAGUUGUAAGCGUAGUUGACAUUUGACUAGACCCUCAGAUGUAGCUGUAAGUCUGGAGCUGCGUUCUCCUAAAAACAAAAUGGAUGGAUGCGCGCUGGGGUUUGACGGCAGGAAAAGACGAGGCCGUCAGACCACCGUUCUUCGACCUCUCGAAGUCGAAGAUGCAGAAGGCGAGCCGACAGUCGGGUCUCAGUCUCAAACAAACGACUCAGACCCGCAGAGCAGCAUCGACUACACCUUGGUCGCGAUUGCAGAAGACGGCUCGCUCAUGACGGGAGCUCCCGAGACGAAACGCCGCAGGGGAAAAAAAGAUCAUCAACUUGGGAUUGAUACUGCUGUCGAGAUCGCAGGACGCUGCGGAGGGCGAACCUUAGCGCAUCCCGAGAAACAGAUGGGAAAUGCAACAGGUAACACGUCGCUCGGAAAUCUGUUCGCGAUCAACGAUGGAGCGAGAGAGCCGAUCAUGGAAGCGGGAUGCGCAAGAGGGAGUAGCAGUCCAACCUUCUUUGAAGGUCUUUAUGUUGGACGGGGAACGGGAAGCGGCAGCGCGAACAGCCAGCUCUUGGAGAUGUGUUCUUCGUCUUCUUCUUCGAGUGGUCUAACGAAGACCCAAAAAUACCAACAGAGCAUGCAUCUCAAAGGCAGAAGUAUGGACACCAUGGGCAGCACAACCAUGCAGAAGACCGACGAACAGGAACACACUGGAUCAAAUGAAAAGGCAAAAGCGAAGGCUCUUCUCGCUAAGGAAGCUAAAGUGCUUCUGAAGGAACAACAACGAAAAGACCAAGAGCAAGCAGGCCUUUCGGAUGAACAAGAAAGGCGCCGCGAAGAGGCGGAGGACGCAGUCAACAGGUAACCUACAUGCACAUGCACAAUCUAGAUCUACUUCUACGACUGCCUAUUCAUAUUCUACUACAACUAACAACUACAACUAGAACUACAACUGAGUAGAAGUAAUAUCGUUUAUUUUUAUCUUUGUGAUUGUCAUUGAUAUUGAAACUGAUUCUCCUUGAGCUUGACCUAGUCCUUGUGUACUUCAACCCUCAGUUCUACUUCUACAGAUACUGAAUGACAUUAGAAAUUUAGUAACUCUCACUUUCAAACUCAAACACAAACAGAAUCUAAAAAAUCUAAAUUCUUACUCAACAUCCUGAUCCUCAUCCACAUCCAGUAGAGUAAGGAGAAUGAGAAGGAAAAAGUCACUGAAUGUGUACAACUACAACAACUAGUACUAGCAGUAGCAACAACUACAACACAAUCACAAGUAACGGAAACAAUUACAUCUACUUCUACACUCUUAUGAUCUUGAUUCUUGACUCUACUAGAAGUAGAAUCAAGAUCAACUUCAACCAAAACAAUAUGUCACGAAGACCUUCUCCUUCCACUUCGUCAUCCGAUCUCAAACUUCGUCAACCUUCGCGACAUCAUGAUCAUCCUCAUAGCGCAACUAGCUCGGCUUCUCCCGCGUGCGGAGUCAUCAACUUCUGGCCCUGACAGCAUGAGCAUGAAGGACAAGAAGGUCAAUCCGGUGCUUAAGCGGAUUCGUACUCGUAAGCAUCGCGAGCGUGAGGGCGAAGGUGAAUGAAUACUGCGAUCAAGAACCAGAUCCAUCGUGUCUUACUGAAGGCCAUGGGGUUGAUCUAAUCGUAGCUGCGGUUGCGGCGGAGUCUGUCGCUUCCUUGCGCGUUAAGCUGUAGGUGUAGUGUAGGAGUAAGAAUAUAUGUUUCUGUUUGUAGUUUUACUUUUAGUUUUAGUUUUAGUUUUAGAAAAACAAAAAGUAAAAGAGUCGUGCUAGUAGUAGUAGACACUAUUACUCAAUUAUCUUUACAUGAGAUACAGUUACAGCACAGAUGGAGUUACUGAUACUUUCCGUUUCCCACUCCCUCACCCCACUUCCACCAGUUACCUUUGGGAUUACAUACCGUCGGCAGUAUCUGGAGGAUGGGCGGGAAAGAAGUUGGUCCAUGUGGACCGUCUCGCGCAGAAAAUUAUUCGCGAAGACGCCGUUGAAUCUCAUCAGUGCAAGCCGCAUAAGAUCCGCAUGGAAUGGGACGGGGCAGGAGUUAAGAGCUCGCAGUUCUAGUCGCAUCUUUAUCUUAAUAGGAUUACCACUACCAGUACGAGUAGGAGAACUGAGUAACUGUAACAGUAAGUUUAAGUAGAAGUCUAGUGCUAGUACAGUAUCUAAAUCUAAAUCUAUACGCAAACGCAAUGCAUUUGCAAUAGCAUAAGCAUCUGUAUAUAAGUAUAUGUAUAACUAUAAGUUACUUACUUUUUACUCCUUCAUACUUUGCACAAUUUUAGACUCCGGAGAAUUCUUCGAGUCUCAAACGUCCAGACGCGACCGCAUCAAGAUCCAGAUCAAGUGGAUGGUGCACAUGGCCGCACUGUUAAGGUCUAUUGUUUAGAUAGCUCUCUGUCUCUCACUUCCUCUCGCUCUCUCCCUCAAGUCCCUCUCCGUCUCAAGAUGUACUGCUCUCUAACUUCCGUACCCUUGAACGAGCAGGGACAGGCGAUGUAUGACAAGAGAGUUGAAGUACCGCUGCCGGUCACAUCACUAGCCAAGGACGAAGAGUCCGAAGAAAACGAAUCGUGGAGGAAUGCCAAAUCGGUGUUCAGAUUAAGGCUAAGCUUAGCUAAAACUUAAUAUUUUAGUACUAUAUCUAUAACUAUAAGUAUCUGUAUAAGUAUAAGUAAAACUAAAAGUAUAACUAUAAGAAUGAGUAUAGCUAUAGGUAUAAGAUAGGUAUAAGAGCGUCCUUUUUCUCUUCCCCCGUCUAUCUCCAUGCUAUCUCAACCCAAGCCCGGACCCUCCACCCUCUAACCAACCACCUCUACUACCUGCUCCCUUGGCAUCCUUGGGCACAGUUGUGCAUUUGUGACCCUAAUGUUGAUUCGGGGGGCGCGUCGUUGCCUUCUGUCCACUAUAUCGAAGAACUGGUGUUCGAGAUAAUCGAGGUACGAGAAGAAAACGACUCACAGAUGUGGAAAAUGUUUGCAGAUUGCGAGACGGGCUUUUUCUUUCUCCCUGGGACUUGCUGGCAGCAUCCGUACUUCUUCUUUUAUUUCUAUCUUAUACAACUACAACUACAACUACCAGCUAGGUUAUAGCUAUACUUAUGCUAAAUUUAAAACUAUAAUUUAAAUUUAAUUUUAAAUUUUGUUUUUGAUUUUCUAAAUUUUCUAAAACUAAAUCUAAAUGUAGUUGUUCGGGGAAGAUGUGCAUGUGCUUCUACUUGUAGUUUUAGAAGGUCAAACUCUUUCAUUUUCUAAUUUUUUAGAUUUAGAUUUUGAUUUUGAAAAACUCAAACACAAACAGGAACAAUACGACUUCGCAGAACGCUUCGACAGAGGGAUGCUGGGCCUUAAAUAUCGACUCGUCCUGUCUCUUGAAUCGCUUAUGAGAAUGGUUAUCGUUAUCUACAUUGUAGUAUAUGUCUAUAUGUCUAACUAUAUCUAUAAGUAUAAGCUUAAGCUUGUAGUUAACAGUUAAGCUACAGCCAGACUCUAACUCUAAGACUACGGAGUAGUUGUAGUUGUGCGUGUACUACUCGUACUCCCAGUGAUUGAAGAUGAACAUGAAGUCCUCUAAUGAAAUUGCGCAAGGAAAUCCAGGCUACGACGCGACAUAGACUGGGGAUUAGCCGCGCCAUGUCGCAAAAUCGUGAGAAGUUUGGAGCUAAGCCAGGAAUAGGCGGCAGGGAUCUAUCUAGGGUUAUCAACAUUUACGGUAAAUGGAGCAAGAUUUCGAAGCUGCAGUUUAGGAUGGAGCGACUCGCAGAGGCGCACGCACGAGCUGAAACUUCGCAGAGAUGUCGUGGCAUACAAGAAGGAAGUGAAGAAUUCGCGGACGCGGUGCAGCGGGAGACGAGAAUGGAGCAGCAAAAACUUCGUACUAUGUCUAUCUCUAAUCUCUAUCCUAUUCCUAUAGCCUAUCGAAUUCCAAGUGAGGACGUGUAUGAAUAAUUCAAGUAGAAGUAGCGUAGAAGUACGAGUAUGAGUAACACAAAUAAAAUUAGAAAUACAAAUAGUAAUAGUAGUAGUACUAGCACCACAACCACUACCACUAGCGCGACUACUUUAAGUUCUGUAUUUAUAUUCACAAUGAGAAUCAAAUUGAUAGACAUAGACAUAGAGGAAUUAUAAGGAUAGCUUCAACUCAAGUUGAACUUGUCACUGAAAAAAAGAUUUGAUUGAAAACCAGAAAGACAAAGAGAACGUUGUAGCAGUACCUGAGACUUACCCUCCAUUGUUUCUCAUCCAGAUGAUGCGGAGAUGGAUUGCCUUGCUGGUUUACGACAAUGCCAACCAACUAGAUGGGGCUCGGUGGGAAACGCUGCGCGGAGUCGAGCCGAGAUCGAGAUUGUCGGAGGAAUGCUAUACUUAGAGGCGGGUACGCAGAUUGAUUUCGAUGCCGGGAAGUAUCUUCGUACCCCAGCGGAAGGUAUUGUUAGAGAUCCGUGGGGGUGGGGGUGGUGAUUGAUUCACAACUACAAGCACUAACACGAACACCAACACCGUGCAAUCAGAAUUUGAAUUACGAGUACCUAGUGCUAGUGGUUAGUGCUAGUGCUUGUAGUUCACGUCCAACACCAUCGCCAUCAUAUACCGUACUUAGACUAGUGAUGCAGGAUUCUGGUGCAAUCGUACUCGACACUCCAUCUCCAACUUCUCCUCCCAUACUCACUACUAGUACUACUCGUACCUCAGAAGCAGAGUCUCCUAUUGCUAUUACCACAACCACUUGCACAGAUUCACACGUUGCUGCUUGCCGUGUUGUCGGCGCUGGACUCAUUCCUAGUGAUCGUCUGACCAGAAAGAUGAAUGAUAACGAUUCGGUCACGAAGGAGGAUAUCCUUGGACAGGUUGCCAGGUCUACGUCUGCAGUUUUACUGCAGUAUUAUCUUGUAGACGAGCAGGAAUGGGCUGCAACUGAAUUGCCAGAGGGGUUUUGCAAAAACCGGUUUUGGGCUCCAGGUCUUGUGAUGGGAGCUGGAGUUUUUAUCCUCUUCUGCUACGAUCUCGAGAUGCAGACUCGUCUCUUGGAGCUGGAUGAUGCAGAUAAGUUCUUUCUCGGGUUUGAUCGUAUUGGCAAACAGGAGCAGCUGGAAAAUGAAGAAGAUUUAGAUUUUCGCAAAAAGGUUGCUGCGGAAGAGGAAGCAUACGUAACAGCAUUUUGCGCAGGUCCUUAUGAGAGGAUUUGUUUAGGUUUACCUUUACUGUUACUGACUUAGCAGAUGCGUUACAGUAGUACUAGCAUAACUUGUGCUCCUAGAUGUAGAUCUAGACGUAGACUUAAAAACCUGAUACCAUACUCGUAAUCAUUAUCAUAUACAUAUACAUACUAAUAUACUAAUCCUUAAUCUCAAGUUGUAUAUCUAUACCUAUACAUUUACAUCUACAACUUGUAGAUGUAGUUGUACACACUAAUGCUCCAAACUAUGGCAUACACAUACUUAUACCUACAAACAUACCACACACAUCGAAGACGAAGUCUAACUCUACUAUAAGUCUUAUAGUACUAUUAGUAUUAGAAUUACAAUGAGUACUACUAGUACUACGACAACUACUAGAAGAAGAUUGAAAGGCAUUCUAAAAAUUCUAAAAAAUCUAAAAUCGAUAAGACUAAGAAUAAGGAAACAACUAGAAUUACGUCUACAACUACUACCUGUGCCUGUGCCUCCUGAUCGACCGGAAAUACUAUAAGUUAUUGCAAGGAUUCGCCAUAACAUUUGAGUUUCUCGCUUCCUCUCAUAUGGUUGCACCGCAAAGAAUUCGAACCCGUCCGAACGGUCUUCAAAGUGUCUGGCGUACAUUGCGGCGAAAGACUCCCAAGUGUGCUGUUGCAUUGACAAGAAAACUGAUGGAAUGCCGUCAAAGCAAGUGGAAAAGUACUCGGAGAUGCGAGAGCAAUCAUGCGAUCGUUGGUAAGGCGUCAGACACUAGCUCUCGCGUGCGUGGUUUGGAGUUGGUAUCGAGUAUGUCGCACGCGGCUGCACUGUGUGGACGAUUGCGGAAUGCUCAGAAAUUGUUGAAGAAGAUCGAGGCUUUGCAAGCUACUGGGAAUUUUACUCGUUACGAGAACCAACGACCCUACGAUGGCAGAGACGUCUUGAAAGGAGCAGCUGGAUUCGGAGCGUCUGUUCGUGUGGAAGAACAAACGCUAGAAGUACAGCAGAAGAUCAAAGAGGUCGCAGAGGUGUGGAACAGGCUCCGCAAAUCUGACAACCACUUUGCUGCUGAGAAGGCACGAGAACGGUUACUGCAAUUGGCUCAAGAGAAGGGAACGCCGAUCAGAAAGCUGGAGCAGACCUGCCAGGAGACGCUCGACUACUUCUUGGUUCUACGUAGCCGGCUUAUCGAGGAAUACCUGAAGAAGGAUUAUUCGAUAGAGGAUUCUGUAAUGGCCCAGAUUGAACGAACAUACAAUCCGCUGAAUUUUGUUCUUCCAGGCAGUAGCAAAAAUUUAUGAUGACACCGUAAAGGUAAACGUAAAGUCUUCGAACAAAUAAGUAGUAGUAUUGCUAAUCCUAAUCCUAAUGUUGCUAACGGAACGGUAACCGUAACUCUAACAGUAAAAGUAUAAGUAGUAGUAUUAGUAUUUAGUAUUACUAAUAGUUAUAGUAAGCUGCAGUACGGUACUGCCAGUGCCAGUACUUAGAAGUAGUACUAGUAGCAGUAGUACUAGAAGGAGACUAAUCUGAGACUCAGACUCUCCUCUAAAGAACCAAUUCCGUCUCUGGGGUGACAAACGGGAAAGCGAAGGGCGACACUUCGCGCAUGUCUGCAACUGGUUCUUCAGUUAAGGGAAUGGACAAGACAAAGAUGCUUUUGUAAAGGCACACGCUCAUGUAGUUGCUGCUACAGUUCUUCGUCUUGUUCAUCAAGACUCAAGGCACAGUCUUGGGAACGGCGAAGAUGAAGAAUGUGGAGCAGCAACGAUUUGUAUUUGUCAUCUCAGUCUCUAGGUUUAGACUUUAGCGCUGCCCUAAGCCUAAGCCUAAAUCUAAAGAUCUUGCUCUUGCUCUACCUCUAAUUCAAUCUCCGGUCCCGGAAAAGGAAAGCACAGGCAGCGAAGCUAAGAGCGGACAGCACGUUGUCUUUUCUUCAAUCACGCUUGAAAGAAACAGGAGUGACGAAGGGCGGAAGAGCAACAGGACAAGAGCCUAGUUCAACAUCCUCGCACAAUGCAACGGCUCAAGUGAUGGAAGAGAUGAUGGGGGUAUUAGAACAAGAAAUGGUUGAGCAUCGGCACAAGCCUCAACGUAACCCGAAGAGGGAAGACAAGGACGCACUGAAACUAAACGAAGAUGACGACUUGUUUGACGAGCAGGAGCAAGAGGAAGGAAAUGACGCUGAGAUUGAGAAGAACUCUAAAAAUUCUAAAAAAUCUAAAACCAAUAAGAAUAAGAAAGUUGGACCAACUACGUCUACAGCUACUACAUCUACCACAACAUCAACGAACGAUAAAAGCAAAAAAGGUAAGUGCAAUACCACAACCACAACCACUAGCACCACCGAAGGCGACGCACUACAUGCAGGGCAGGAGGAUGAAGAGGAUGAUGUGGGCGGGAACCUGAAGAAGGAAGUAGAGCAGGCGUCGGCGGUAAUUCAGCACGACAGUAUUCUAGUUCUGCGUGUGCGUUUCGACACUCUGCAGAUUUCUCCUGGUGGAAACAUGUACGACAGUAAAAGCAGAUGGUUCCUGGUUCCUCACGUAUCUGGUGACGGUACAUACUCCGGCGUAGAGCUUGGCCAGUCGCCAUCUGACAGCGAUUACGAAACAGAAGAACCAGAUCCGCAAAUGCGCAUUAGUUAUUGUGGGGGCAAGUUCCCACGAGCAACCAUCUCCAGCUCUUUUCCACCACCUUUCGAUAUGGAGUCAGGAGGGACAACAGUCGAAGCGUACGUGACUCACAUUGUUGGUUGUGAAGGAGCAGUGGGCAGUCUACAUUUUGGAAAGCCAGAACCAGUACAGCUCCCGAAAUUAUGGCAAGGUUUCUCCAUUUUCGUCGUUGAAUGUUACUAGGCUUCUUCUUCAGCUUCUAACAAACAUGAACGUGCGGUUCGCAGGUCGGAAAAUGAAACAGCUGGAGAAGUUUCUUCCCUCUAUCGAAGAAGAAGAAGAGGAUGGCUUUGCCGAGGAAGUGGUUGACGAAGGAGCUUGCCAGGAUCUGCAGCAACCAAGAGUAGUAGAACUAGAAGGUCGCGAAGUAGAAGAAGAUGAAGGAAAUGCUACUGGGAAGCAGAAAAAACCACCAGCAAAUAAUCAGAUAUGGGCUUUCUCUAAACCAUCUCUGCAUCCGUUGCUGACAGGCGAGAGCUUUUAUGGUGGGUUCGAGCCACCUCGGGACGAUCGUGGCUUCAUGGUCGAUAGUCGUCUGCUUAUUCGCAAGCCGCGCAACGAUGCAGGCCUGGACCGAAAGCCUUACAACCUGAAACCAAAGGGAGUUCCGAGUGCGCAAACCUGUAAGCAUGGACAUGGAGAUGCGGAAAAGGAAGCUGGUCAGGUUCCAUGUUCAGUAGCAGAAACACCGGCUAGGCCAUCCCCUUCAGCGUCCUCCUCGAUCCCUAUCUCGAUUGCCGUCGACAACCACAACGCUGGUAGUGGAGGCAGUGCUGCGACUGCCGCUGGCAUUCUACCAGUACCAAUUCCAAUGCCGCCAUCAGCAUCAGGAUCAGCAGCAACUUCCUCUUCUCCUUCAAGUUCUGCUAAUACUUCUUCUAGUUCUAGUUCUGAUUGUGCUUCUGGUACUGGUACUGGUUCAGAUAUUACUACUAAAUUAGUAGAAGACUUAGCAAGAACAAGAAGGAGUGGGCAAGAAGUGGCGAAUACAGGAAGUGGUCCUGGUGAUAUCGUUUGCCCCGACUUGGAAGCAGAUGGAGAUCUGAAUGUCCGCAAGUCCUUUGGCGAGUGGACAAACCAUUUCGGCCUGCAGAACGUGCUGAAGUACGUAGAAAAAAAGCGGGAAUCAUUUAGACAGGCAGCGGCUCAAGAACAAGUGAAUAUCAGUGCUGAAGUUGGUCCUCUAUCUUCUCCUCCCGCACCUGCUGUUGUCAAUCAGGCUUCUCUGGGUUCGUCGGCGUUGUCGAAUAAGGAGAAUAUCGUCAACACUAACAUUAACAACAACGAAGUGGAAGUCCCACAAGAUGGUGUCCCAGGUCUUGUUACGCCACGAAAUGACGCAUCGAAGCAGACUCCAAGUAGCAACAAAAGUCAAGUAAUGCAGCUACUGCCAGCGGCGUCGCAAUUGAGAAGCAGGCGAGCAAGUGUAAGUAACAUCGACUUCGACGGUGAGGUUGAUGAAAUCUCGAAGGGAGUGCAGAAGCUAGAUCUUGAUAAUGCCGUGCCAGUGACUGUCGCAGAUGCUAGCAAGAACCUCGUAACGCCAUGCAGCAAGAGCAUCAAUCCUCCAGUUACUUCUAGAUCUGCAUCUAAAGCAGCAGCAACGGUAGCGGUAACAGAAGCAGGUGGAAGCACAGCUCGCAACAAGACCUCGCCCAUGUGCAUCUCUGACGAAGCCAAGAAGCGUAUCCAGAAAGCAUCGUCAGCCCGAAAGGCCGCUCUGUAUCAACAGCAGCAAUCAUCGUCAAAGGAUCAGCAGCGUAAAACGUCUGCUAACUGGAAGAGCAGCCUUGUGAUCCGGAGUGCGGGUAGAUCAGCGCAAAAAGCACCAUCUUCGGGUCUCGUCCUACAGGCGUCAACUCCUGGCUCUGGUAGAAAGGAAAUGGAAACCAGUGAAGUCGAUCUGCUCUACGAGGUUGAUGGAGACCACGGCUUGGCGCGUCGUCUGUGGAGCACGGAGAUUGAGCGUAAUGCGCCUCGUGCGUCUACUUCUGGAGACGUCGGUGUGGCAGCGAAUGCGAAGGAGGCUGAUGAAAUGCUUACACGUACCUCCGCUGACUGGCUUGCUGAUGCAGAGAAGGCUCAAGCGAUGCGUCGUCGCAAACAAGUUGCUGCUCAAAUGCUGCGAGAUCAAGAGAAAGCCAAAGAGCAUGCUUCUACAUCUAGAUCAGCAUCUCCAAAUCCACUAGAAGCAGAUGAAGACCUUGUGCUCAAUCGGCGGCUUCAGGUUCACCAUUUCCACGGCGAUGAAGAGCAAGAGGGGAAGCCGAAGGCUGCUGAUGAGAGUCAAAACCAGCUGAAACGAGUGAAACGACCAGCAAACAUGGCUCCGGAAGCAGUACAAGCCAGAGCAGAAGCACGCGACCGUCAUCGGAAGUCUGUUGAUGCUGUACUAGCUGACACAAUUGGAGGAUUCUAUUUCCGACCGUUGACCACUGGAAUCCUGUGUCGAAUCGGCGUCCAUCACAUCGAGUAUCCCGCGUUUCAUUCGCUGUUUAGUCUCCGCGAUGGACCACAGCUGCUUGGUUGCCAGAGUAACGGCGAUUUCACCAAGUGUUCAAUGGGUCAUGGUCCUGCUGCUUUGAACGUUUAUCUCUCCAUAAUGGCUGGUCGUGCAAGAUUCAUGAUGCGGUUUCUUCGAAGCAGUUAUCCCAUCUACAUGUCGUCGGCAGACAAGAAGAAGGUCGACGAGUGCUACGCUGAGUGGAUGAAACCGCUCCGAGAUGUGCUCCAUCUUCACCCGACUAUACGACCAGACUGCGAGAUGUCCAUUCCUCUUCAUGAUGACGCUUAUCGACGCCUAGUAGCACCAACUAGUACUGAUCUACACUUCAUCAAGGAGGGCGACAGGUCCGUUGUGAUGAAGAACCGGGAAAGUGCCGCGAAAGUGGUCAUCUGUAAUCCAUUUACGGACGAGGGAGACGACUAUACCGGGUAUGACGCCUUUGAUCCGGAGGUCGCAUUUAAAGACGAGGGCAUCUGCAACUCAUCGGAUGAGGAGGAAUUUGUCGACAAUUGGAAGGGAUUAUAACCGUGGCAAGCGUCUCAGAAGCGUCUGGAAGAGGUACCUAAAAUAGAUUGGAAAAAGUGAUGGAUUCUAAUGCGCUAAGCUCCAAAAAAUUUAGAUUUUUUAGAAAAUUUAGAUAUCUUAGAAAUGACCCUAAAAUCGUCCAUUCCUCGGCCUGCAGAAUCUCCAAAAUACGAUCUUCCUGGAAAUCGCUGAUUUGGAGCUUCCGAAACUCUUGCGCAACACAACAGUUUUGUGUUUCGGCAGUCCGCUUCUGGGAAAGCCGAAACACAGCAUUCGCUAUGCGAAAGAGAGUUUCGGCAGCUCUUUCGGCAGACCCCACUUUUGUCUUUCGGCUGCCUUUCGGAAGGCUUGCGGAACAGCCAAAAUGGAAGAUUUUCGAUUUUGUCCGAAAUGAUCCCAUUUCUGACACCCUGCGCGCCCGAGAAAGUGCUGCUUUUCCGUUGAAUUCCGCAGAUUUAGCGUUUGGGCUGAGUCAGGACGUAGCCACUAUGGAGGCUCUACAAGGACUAGGAAUGGACGUUUUAAGUGGUUAAAUACAUGGACAUUGGUCUCGGCUUCACCCUCAUCGCAACAAUUUGGAGGUACUCCAGAGCAGGAAGUGGAGGAAUGGGUGGAGAUAAGCGAGUAUUGGUGAUGUUUUUAUGCCGUGGCACGAGCAAACGACUGCCCAGACAAGCAAGAGUCAAGGACAAGCACAGGUUAUAACUUCAAACUACUAUCGUCCUCUACCUAUUUGCAUCGUGCGUACGAGUAAGCGUAAGCGUAAGGCAAAAUCUGAAACUAAAUCAGGAACAAUUAGUCGACUACACAUCACCAAGAGUAACAGUAGGAGUAGCACACCCCUUGACACAUUGACACUCCACAAUGAGAAUUAGAUACAGCAGUAGAAAUAGAUAUAUAUAGGACAUUUUAGAAUAUUUAGAUUUUUUAGAAUUGUGAAUGUGUACGUGAAGAGCAGUACUGUCAGUAUUAGUAUCUUCAGAGCCGAACGGUAAUGCCAACCAGUCACAGAGACGGUCUCAACUUCAACAGGAACUGAAACACGAACACGAACAGUAAAUAUAAAUAUAUAACUUCGAGUAAGUCUAACUGGUGACGCUGAUGGUCUCAAUAAGAAACAUAGAGUGCGUCUAAAGAAGAGCAGGCACUGUGAAGAACUCAAUGGUUGUAUUUGUAAAUGUUAUUACUUUUACUUAAUCUUUUACUACUACUAAGUUAGUACUAACACUAAGACCCGUGACUAAGACUAAGUAUAUGCGCAAGUAAAUCUAAAUACCACUAGAACGACAAUCAAAUCAGUAAUAGAAAACAGAAAUAACGAUUUAAUUAAAUGAGAAUGAGUACAAAUCUCAGACUAAAUGUAGCAGCAACUAAGACUGUCAGGAACUAUAACAAGUGAAGCCAGCACAAUCACAAUACUCGCACUUGAUGAGACAGAAGGGCAAGGAAGUGGGUAGCUGAGGAAGAGCAGUAUGACGGAGAGCGUGAGUAUCAAGUUCAAGACCAACCCUUAGAAGAGUCAGAUCUUGCG